GAAAUACACAAUUGAUGUUUUGAAUGCGGAAAUAAGAGGCUAUUUCACAAUGGAUUAAACUCACCAUUUAGUCAUAAAAGGGAAACUGUUGUUUUAUUUUACAAAAGUUUGAAAAUUAUUAUUCUGAAUUUAACAGAAAAGGACCGGAUUGCAUGAAUGUUUUGGAUCUGACUUCAGAAGAAAAUGGAAUCAAAGUUUCUGCAGAUACUCUUGACAACUUUUCUAGCAUUUACUGUGAUGGUGCAUGAAACAAAAUCCUGGCGAGUGGUUCUGAAGGUAGGAAGAGGGAGGGCAAUUUCCCCGGCCACCAGUGUAGAGAAUCUGUGGCUAUCUAACGUCACUGUCAAUGACGAUCGGAACACGUACGUCUACACACGUGACACGGUUGUGAGUAGGUACGAACCUACUUAUAAAUCUAACUUCAUCAACAGCUGGUACGGGAUCAACCAGGUUAAAAUCGCUAUGUAUAAAGAUGGCAAGGAGGGGAUGUUCCUUAUCUUCAAUACAACUGGACACAACAGAAGAAACUUCUUCAGGGACUCCAACAUCAUCAAGAGUUCAUUCACAGAUUUAACCGAGUCUACCAACUAUAGUAUGACAAUAUCUGGACAGCAGAAUCGUAGUUUUGAGAUUGUAUCCGCUGAUGGCGGUCAUUGUACCAAUACCACUGGAUGGAUGGCAGCCAUGAACAGACUGAGUAGCUGUUAUACCGACGCACCUGUCCCUUACUUUCUGUUUGCAACGAAAACAAAAACAACGUUUAAUAACAUGUCAGUUGCAGAUGCAUUCGCAGUUUUUGUGGGUGACUGUAUUGAUCAGCCCUGUAACUAUGGAGGGGUGUGUGUAGAACACCUGGAAGAUUUCACCUGCCAAUGCCCAUCUCAGUUUUAUGGCAAAACGUGUGAUAUUGACUGUCCAUGUGCAUAUGGAACAUGUCAUGAAGUAACCGAUGAUGACGUCACAACCUCUGGAAUUGUCAUCAACGGGACGUUUAUAAAUAACUCCAGCUUUACGCUAGACAAUGGACGUGUUCGAUUGGCCUGCCAGUGUUUACGAGGCUAUGAAGGUGUCAAAUGCCAUAAAAACGUUGAUGAUUGUAUUGGUAAUCCUUGCCAAAAUGGAGGCGUGUGUGUGGACAAACUGAAUGGUUACACUUGUGACUGUCCACUGACGGCACACGGUUCUACUUGUCAAUACAAAACACCAGAACAGGACAAAACUAUGAAGACCGGUGGGGUGGUCGCCGUCGCCAUCACGGUACCCUUGGUACUAAUCCUCCUCGGCGCCAUGAUUGGGUAUGGCGUGUACAUUUACAGAAAUCCCGAGGGAUUCGGUCGAUCUACCACAUAUAAACAGUUUGCCAUCGCCAGAGAUUUUGUGCGACGAAGUUUCCGACGAAUGUCUGGACGAAGACCGAAAGCUCCAAGAAUUCUCCGAGAGCAACCCGACGGUCAAGAAGAAUCUGGAAAGAAGGAAGAAAAAACAGGCUUCGAUAAUCUGGGAUUUAAUGAACCUACUGGAACUGGUGGCUCAGUCCCUGUUUAUCGCAGAGAAAAUUCGGAGAUGUAUGAGCUUUCGGCAAACGACCAGUCGGUGGUUACAGGACCUAAUGCGUCAUAUGAAAAGUUGAACAUUAACAAAGGAAAAUCGGAAAACCAGUACCAGCAGUUAAAACACAGCCAGGAAAGAGGUGUUAGUGAACGCCCACGUCAGACGGGUCGGCAGGGUAGAGAGAAAUACGAUGACAUGCCGCCAACAUACGACGAAAUAAAAGAACAAUCAAAAUACCAACCCUCCCGCACUGGGCAUCCGGAGAGAAAUCCCCAACUACAACAAAAUAUUCCACCGCCUGGCAAACCUCAAUACCAACCGCGACAUAUAGAAAAUAAAAAUCCAAAUCAUGCGGCCACAAGUAACCAGAAUCGACCACAUCAACUAGACACACGUGGUCGACAAGAGGGCUAUGAACCGCGUAAUCAACGCGCAGGCAGCAACAACUCGACCAGUGAAGACAUUCCGAACGAUAGGUUUAGGGGUGGUCGAUCUACGCAGGGACAAAGUCCCCCGUAUGAUGGGUAUAAUCUCCAUCCGUCCUCAGCUUAUGGGCAGAAAUAUGGUCAAAAAUUAUACGGUAGUUCACAAGCUGUUGACUACAACACAACAGAAAACAUUCCGUAUGACAGGUAUCAGAAUGACCGCUCUCCCUCGUCACCUCAUGGACGACAGGAAUAUAACGCAGCUGAUAGAUACAGGGAUGACAUUUCUCCAACCUCUCCCUACGGACAG
This is a messenger RNA of Saccostrea cuccullata (small rock oyster), 2286 nucleotides long. RefSeq lists its product as uncharacterized. The transcript has 11 exons. The record is from RefSeq and is a predicted model, not a curated record. Gene Ontology annotation, cellular component: plasma membrane; signaling receptor complex; cell surface. Gene Ontology annotation, biological process: Notch signaling pathway; axon guidance. The annotation marks the transcript as partial. NCBI's taxonomy places the organism in Eukaryota, Metazoa, Mollusca, Bivalvia, Ostreida, Ostreidae. Gene Ontology annotation, molecular function: calcium ion binding.